This is a messenger RNA of Vigna umbellata (rice bean), 715 nucleotides long. RefSeq names its product NEP1-interacting protein 2-like. Lineage: Eukaryota; Viridiplantae; Streptophyta; Magnoliopsida; Fabales; Fabaceae. The record is from RefSeq and is a predicted model, not a curated record.
UUCAAGCUAAGGCCAUUUUCUCACCCUUUUGGCCAUGUGGUUUUCUGGAAUGAUGCAAGCAACAACAAGGUGUAAGGAGCUUCUUUCCAUGUGGGCUUUGGUUGCCAGUGGCAGUUAUGCACUUCACCAAUUCAUGAAAGUUGUGGAGACACUUGUUUUUGCUGAAUUUACUUGCAUUUUGGCAUUAGGAGGGUCUAUAAUGGGGAUAAUUGCAGGAGGCAUCAGUGGGCAGACCACAGAAGCUGGUUUUGUUGAUGGUGCUUGCAAAGGAGCUGUGACAGGGGCAAUUGCUGCAUUAGAAUUGCUAAAUAAUGAUGCAGAUGCUGAAGCUCUGUCUAAGUUUGCUCUAUUAAGGAGUUUGUUAAAUGGAAAGCUAUUUAUGGAAUGGAUAUGUCCAGUUGUUGCACAGGUCUAUCAAUGUCAUAUGAUUGCACAUGGAACAAGUUACAGAGAAGAAUCAUCAGAUAUAAACAAUGUCAUUGUGAGGGGAAUCACAGUCAUCCAAGAGCUUCCUGUUCAACAGUUCAAUUCCAGUGAAAUGUUCAAUCUAUACAAUGAGUCAUGCUGUUCAAUUUGCUUCCAGGAAUUUGAGGAUGAAGAAUUUGUGAGGACACUUCCAAACUGUAGCCACUUUUUUCACUUGGUCUGCAUAGACAAAUGGCUAGUUCAACAAGGAUCAUGCCCCAUCUGUAGAAUUUAUGUUCCACAUUUAUGA